GAUCUGUUUGUUACAUACUGUAUUCUCGAUUAAUGUAGAUGUACGUAUUGGUUCUUCGUCGUUACUAGAUAGACCGUCUGACACAUGCUUUGUUUGGUUGAAUUCUGAAGUUGAACAUCCACGUGAUGAGCAACGUGCCUAUCGAGCUGACUCAGCCGUGCGUUUCCCCUUUUGUCCACCAAGGCCUUGUUGUUCGCCUCCCAAGACUACAUACUUACCUUUUGUAGUCUGCUGUGAGCGUCUCUCGGCUCACUCUAUCCCCCCCACCAUGCACUCGAAACUCAUUGCCGCAGCGACUGCGCUGGCUGGAUGCGCGACCGGCGUCGUCGCCUGGGGAGCUGCAGGACACGAAAUCGCCGCCACGAUAGCCCAGAUCUACCUAGACCCCAGCGUGCUCCCGACGAUCUGCACGCUCCUCAACUCCACGUCGACGGACCCCACCGCGCCGCUGUGCCACUUGGCGCCCGUCGCGACGUGGGCGGACAAGUACCGCAACAAGAUGCGCUGGUCGGCGCCGCUGCACUACAUCGGCGCCAAAGACGACUAUCCGUCGCGCACGUGCGCGUUCCCCGGGACGCACGGGUGGGCGGGGCGCGAGGGCGGCAACGUGCUCGGCGGGAUUCGCAACGUCACGGACAUCCUCGAGGGCGUGGUGCCGUACGGGCGGCGGGGCGAGAUGUCGACACAGCAGUAUGAGCUCGCGAGCGAGGCGCUCAAAUUCCUGAUCCACUUCAUGGGGGAUAUGCACAUGCCACUCCACCUGACUGGGCGCGACCGCGGAGGGAACUCGAUGAAAGUGGCUUUCAACGGCCGGCAGACCAACCUGCACUCCCUGUGGGACGGGCUGCUCAUCGCGAAAGCCCUCCGCUCCGUUCCGCGCAAGUACAACCAGCGUCUCCCCUCGCGCAAGAUCGAGUCCGCGCUCCGGGGAACGAUCUACGACUCUUACGUGCGCAUGAUCAUGGUCGAGGGCGUCCUGUCCCAGUGGCAGCGCGAGCUGCCGGACUGGCUCGCCUGCCCCGCACAAUCAGCGCCCGUCAGUCUAGCUAUGCCCACCUCCCUCGGCACGUUCUGGCAGCAGGCCGUGUACGUCUGGGAGCGCGUUACCCGUCGCUCUUCGGCUGCUACGGAUAUCGACGACGCUCUGAUCUGUCCCUACUACUGGGCGCAGCCCAUCCACGCGCUCAACUGCGAGCUCGUGUGGCCGAAGGCGCUAGACGAGCCGCCCUACGACACGAUCUCCGCCGCGCACGACGGUGACGCGCGCACUUACCACGGGAGCGAUGCCCACGGCCGAGACACGCUUGCGGCGGAACUCGACCAGGUCGACGCGGCUGGGCGCUUCACUGCUGGCACGCCGAGCAAGCAGCAUCUGGAGCUCGACACACCCGAGUAUUCGGGGAAGAUCAUGAAGGACCGGGUUGUCGAGAAGCUUCUUGCGCAGGCCGGGAUCCGGCUUGCGGGGGUGCUCAACUAUCUGUUCGCUGACUUGGACGACGAGGAGAUGAUGGUUUGGAGGAGUCAGUUGCGCGUAGAUCUCUGAGUCUGGUGAAUGCGCCGGGAAUGUACGAUAUCUAGAUUGUCAGAUGUGUGACGAAGGAAUGUAACUGAAUUUGUGUAGUACGCAUGCGAGCUGAUGGGGUGACCCGGUGCCGCAUAGCUGGCCGACUCGGAAUGAGUGCUCAUUCUGCCAGUGCCGAUUGAGAGGUCAACCGAAAUGUUGCUGUCCCAGGGCCCGCGUGGGUGCAUGGUUGACGUCAUGCACACACGCCAUCUGACGGUCGCGGCUUGGAACACGAUUGGAAGCCAAUUGGGAUGAGUUCUUGCAACUUCCAAGUUCUCCCUCGUCGACUACACCUACGCCUAGACUCUCCUGGAAAAACUAUCCGAGGUGCUUUGUCAUAACUGUCUACCGUGUUCGGUGAACGCGCAAGCAGCGUGCCGCAUAGGUCUCGCACCGAGCGCAUAAGCACUCGGCUCACGACGAAGCCAGCCCGGCCCAUAUAAAAUGCAGGCAAUCCGCCCAGCAUCCGAACACAUCUCUCUCUGCAAUGUCUCUCUGGCAGCCUCCUCCCCCACCGUCCACGAAGCUCGGCGUCUACCGCACGCUCUCGACGAAAGCGGGUGUGCACGUCUCGCCGCUGCAGCUGGGUGCGAUGAGCAUCGGCGACCAGUGGGCCAAGUUCGGCAUGGGCUCGAUGGAUAAGGAGUCGAGCUUCAAGCUGCUGGACGCGUACUUUGACGCGGGCGGGAACUUCAUGGACACCGCCAAUGCCUACCAGGACGAGACCUCGGAGAUGUUCAUCGGGGAGUGGGCGGAGAAACGGGGAAUUCGAGAUCAGCUCGUCCUCGCGACCAAGGUCCGCGGCGGCCUUCCUUGCAGUCUACGACGUGUUCUGACUUCCGCGGCCGAAUCUAGUAUUCGGCCAACUUCAAAUCGCGGCAAAACAUCGUGCAGCAGGUGAACUACACGGGCAACAACGUCAAGUCGAUGCAUCUCAGCCUCGAGGCGAGUCUCAAGAAGCUGCGCACGACGUACGUCGACCUGUUCUACGUGCACUGGUGGGACUACGACACAAGCGUCGAGGAGGUCAUGGACGGGCUGCACAAUCUCGUCGCGCAGGGCAAGGUGCUCUACCUCGGCAUCUCGGACACCCCGGCGUGGGUCGUCGCGGACGCGAACCGGUACGCGCGGGAUCACGGGAAGACGCCGUUUGCGGUGUACCAGGGCAUGUGGAACGUCAUGGACCGCUCGUUCGAGCGGGAUAUCCUGCCGAUGGCUCGCGCGAACGGCAUGGCUCUAGCCCCGUGGAACGUCCUCGCACAGGGGAAGCUCCGCACGGAUGCCGAGGAGGAGGCUCGCCGCGUUUCGGGCGAGAAGGGCCGCGUGACGUUCAGCCCCACGUGGGAGCGCAACGAGCAGGAGAAGAAGAUGUCGCAGGCGCUCGAGAAGGUCGCCGGUGAAGUCGGGGCAAAGCACAUCACGUCCGUCGCCAUCGCCUACCUAAUGCACAAGGCUCCGUACGUUUUCCCCAUCAUCGGUGGGCGCAAAGUCGAACAUCUCCUGGCCAACGUCGAAGCGCUCGACGUCAGUCUGUCGCCUGAACAAAUCGCCUACCUCGAGAGCGUCUCACCGCUGGAUCCCGGCUUCCCCAAUUUCAUGAUUGGCGAUGGAACGAAGAACAGCAGCUUCUUGGCUUCGGCGGCGCACUUUGACCGUGUGCCUAUUGCACAGAGCAUCCCUCACAAGAAAAGCUGAACGUCGAUUGUACUUUGGUAGCCUAGUCUCCUGAUCUGACCUGAAUUGUAUAUUGAAAUGGAGAUCGGAGAUUGGCCGAGUAUUUCAGAAGCUCUGAAAUGUAGAUACGGAAGAACGAAUGAUCGACCCAUGUGGUCUUUCGAAACAGGGUGCACGGAUUCAGCCGGUGAUGCUCGAAAGCUAUUUUCGGGUUCAGUUGUGCGAGGUGAACCUGUG
Messenger RNA from Mycena citricolor, 3475 nucleotides. NCBI's taxonomy places the organism in Eukaryota, Fungi, Basidiomycota, Agaricomycetes, Agaricales, Mycenaceae. The record is from the annotation of a GenBank genome assembly.